Molecule: messenger RNA, 1168 nt
Organism: Betta splendens (Siamese fighting fish)
Lineage: Eukaryota; Metazoa; Chordata; Actinopteri; Anabantiformes; Osphronemidae
Gene: tprkb
Product: Tp53rk binding protein
Exons: 4
Coding region: 185-712 (175 amino acids)
Biological process (GO): tRNA threonylcarbamoyladenosine modification; telomere maintenance via recombination
Cellular component (GO): cytosol; EKC/KEOPS complex; nucleus
Source: RefSeq, a predicted model, not a curated record
AUAUAUUUAACUUGCUACAAUUGCUUUUUUAUUUGUUUUUGUGUAAGAUUCUUCUAAAGAGGAAACAUCCGCUCAAGUGGUGUUACAGUGUUUUUGAUCCCCCCUGUGAGCAGUCUUCACGUGAAGCGCCUUAAUUCAGCUGUUUAGUAGUUGUUUUCUUGUAUUUUGUCGCAUAUUUUUCAACAUGCAUGUAACACACGAGCUGGAGCUGUUUCCCGACAACAAUGUGACCCAGAUGCUUUUUAAAGAGGUCAAAAAUGCCGCUGAGUUGAGACAAAGUGCUGUGGAGGGUAAAUUAAACGCUGCCUUGAUCAACCCCACGAUGCUGGUGAAUCAUUUCCAAGUGCUGGUAGCUGCCAAUAAGGCUGUACAUUUACAGAAAUCAGGUAAAAUGAAGACGAAAAGUCUCUACUCUGAAAUAAUCUUCAACCUGUCGCCUACAAAUAAUAUUUCAGAGGCCUUUAAAAGGUUUGGGAUCUCAGAUGGCGAUGACGCUGUGAUGCUGGUCCUGGUCCACAGCAAAGAUGAGUCUCAGCUUGUUUCAGACCUUGCAGCCAGGGUGGAUGGACAGCAGGUUCCAGUGGAGGACCUUUCCUCACUGUCAGAUGCUGCAAAGAUAAAAAAGUUGUAUAAAAUCACUCCCCAGGAGGAAAAGUGUGGGACAGUUCUGGAUGCAGUUGUGUGCAGAAUGGCCACUAAGGAUGUCAUGUAACUGUAAAAGCUGAACCUGAGCUACUUCAAAAAGAUGUUUUAUUUUUGUAAGGGGUGUUGUGAACGGGGGGGUUGUGUUAACUACUCAACCACAUGGAAAGUUCAAGCCUUCAAAUUUAGGUUUUUCAUGUACAGAAAUGUACAUGUUCUUUCCUUUAGACCUUUUCUUUGUCAGUUUUUUUUUUUUGGAAAGUUGAAGGUGAGCAUUGAUAUUUUUGAUAUCAACCAUGUGAAACUGGGUUCAUAACAUCUGCAGCUGUUAAGAAUAUAAAAACAUUUAAUUAUGUAAAAGCAGCUUUUUAUUUCCUGUAUCUGAGGAUAAACCAACAAAAUACUUGAAAUUACACAUUUAUUUAAAUUUAUUACCUACUGCUUUGAUCAUUACUAUAAAUUCAUUAUCAUACCUGUUGUAGUUUAUGCUAAACAAGUAAUUAAUAAAGAUUCAUUUCUACUUCCA